AUGCCACCCUCGCUCGAGGAUAUAUCUGACCUCUCUUCCGCCGAUGAACACACAGAGCUGAAUGAUGGGUUCAACUCGCCCACGUCCACACGAUCGUCUGUAACGGCCAAAACAGCAUCAGAUGAAUCAGAGACUAUUCACAUCUCCUCUACUAUCGCAGAGGAGUCUAGCACUGCAGGAAAACCUCCACGGAACCCAACGCGAAAGCAAGUGACGAUCGAUGUACCCAAAUUGAACUUCACAGCUCGUAGAGAACCAGAACUUGAUACUCGAGGUAGCUGCAUCUUAGAGAAGCAAUUCCUAGAUCAGCACUUUGCGUCUGGGGGAAGCUGCAGCCACCAGCCAGACUGGGUGAAAGCCGAUCUGAACUCAUUCAGAAUUUAUCAGAAGGUCCAGGGUGAAGCUAGCCUGGAAUCCCUCCACAACGUGUCCCUUUAUUUGCACAAAACAGACAAGAUCUUCUAUUUUGAUGGUACAUUAUUAUAUCGCAAAGGAGUCUUAGAAGUGAAAGGCCUAGAAAUCUCAAGUCUCCAAAUAGACAAUCUGGGCGGAACGACCCACAACUUAGAGCCAUUGCACUCGUCGUGUACGGACGUUAUCUACAUCCAAACUCCAAGCAGCAGGAUCUACAACUGUUACUACCUACUAAAAUCUCCAAGCGCUGAAUAUCAGGCUGUUUACAAACAAUUUGUUUGGCUGGCUAAUUUUAUGAAAUACGUUAUAGAUUACCUAGAGUUUGCGACGGCAGAAGCAAAGAACGUCACCCUCUCCGAUUUCAAACACGACUUCAUUCGGAAACUGCAGGAUUGGCAUAAGAAUAACGUGGACUUUGAACAAUGGCAUCAAAUGUGUGGUCACAUCACCGAUCUUCGACGACAUAUCACCUCUCCUGAGUUUGCUGCUUUUAUUGCUGGUCGAGCCGAUGGCCUUAGUGACCAGCAUAUUGCUGCCCACGACUUGUGGAAAGGUAUUGGCCAAGCUCUUGUGCCUGACAGAUAUGUACCAAAGAUUUGGUCACAGACCCUGGUCACCCCCUAUGCCGCUCGGUGUUUCCUGCAAUCCUUCCCGUCCUGGAAACGGGUCAUGAAUGAGUAUAGCUUUUGGCCAGUCGUAGACGAACGUCUAGCGCAAAGACAGAAAUUGCUUGGUAUUGGCAGGAAUAGAAGCUGCAGUCAGCAGGAACAUUUCGAAGUGGUUGAAGGGAAAUCGUACAGUAAAGCUACGCUUCUUCUACAAGAAGCUGGCGUCAAUCGGCACCAGAAAUUCACCUCAGGAUACGAGCUGCCAGGAAGGGUAGUCAUCGCUCGAAACCACGAGGACGACUGCUUGUCGCACACGUGUUCCUGUCCUAUACAAUACGCACUUGUCCUUCGCUAUUGCAGGAGAACCGGUCUUUACAUUCGUUGGUUGUCGCUACCAUCGCGGACAAUCUGUGCCGGGCUCGAUUGUGGGCGUAAUGCCCGACAUAAGCUUCCCUAUUAUUCAAUGGGCAAUGAAUUACUCUACAGCGACGAAUGCACCUGUUCUCCAAUCUCUAUAAGCGACGUUAUAGCUUCACAUUCAAUCUCCGUCGACAAAGAUCACGCUGAGCCUGGUCACGAACUCUUUGUAUAUCGUGAAUUUUCUCUAACUCGCAAAGCUAUUUCUGUUGGCUUAAAACGCAAGUCCUACAAGUGUCCCCAACAUUCACGACCCUUAAUAACCUUCCGCCCUUCGUACAAUACAACAGAUGAGGGUGAAGGACAAAUGCCGAGGCCAGCGCGAAUUCUUAGCAUUUUCUCAGGAGCUGGACUUUUGGAUGCUGGAAUCGAAGAAGGUUCUAAACACCUCUUCAAGACCAUCUAUGCUGCGGAUCUGCUAUAUGAGGCUUGUUUAUCUAUAGCAGCUAACCUCAAGGUUGGAAGUUGCGAAGUUCAUCACGAAAACGUCAAUACGUUGUGGGAGAUGCUUGCUAAAGGAGAGCGGCCGCUUCCAGACGUUGAUCUUUUUCUAGCCGGCUGUCCGUGUCAGGGCUUUUCAUCACUUAACUGUCACAAAGAUAGUGAUGAUUCUCUACGAAAUUGCUCACUUCUUGUUCAUACUUUAUCGUGGGUCGAGCUGCUGCUGCCUAGGAUGGUACUCAUAGAAAAUGUGCCUGGCAUGGACAGGAGCACACCUAGUGCUGCGGGACAGGCGGUUUGUCAUUUGGUCGGCUUGGGAUAUCAGACCCAGCUGAUUACCAUCAACGCUGCUGAUUUUGGAGCUGCCACCAGUCGAAAACGCAUCUUUAUCAUAGCUACUGCGCCAGGAAUUGAGCUACUGACGAUUCCUACAGCUACGCACGGUAAGGAGAGACAUCAAUCUUCUACAGUGACAGCUAGUAGUGUCACCACAGAUCUAGCCGCUAUCGAGAACUAUACGACUCUAAAUAGUGUUCAGCCGGACCACAUACCGGCCUUCAACCUAAAGCCAAUCGAGGUUGGUAUAGUGAAGAAGAUACCCCGAACAGUUCCUAAGGCCGGUAAAGUAAUGGGUAACCUGUUUAGUGCACUUCCAAAACUGAAUAAAGGAGAGCUCGAGUACUGGUACAAGCGAACUGACUGGCAGCGUAAGCCGAACGCGGGUACUUUACGACGGAUACAUCCUAAUCACCCGAAGACUACUAUAACCAAGACGAUAUCGUACUUGGACUCGAAGUCGAAUGGCUCUAUUCAUUGGUCGCAAGACAGGGUUUUCAGUCUAGAGGAAUUGCGUCGAUGGCAGGGCGUACCGACACAGUACAUUCUUAUUGGUACUAGAACUCAGCAGGCAGGGCUUAUCGGUAACUCAGUAGCCUGGGCAAGCUCGACGCUGCUAGGUAGGCUUCUUGCGGAAGUCUGGAGAGAAAGUCGUCACGCUUAUCCAUCUUCAGACGCAGCAGGUACCGAAGAUAUCAUUGGGGGACGUAAACGGCUCAUGGACAAUCUAAUCCACGAACUGACCGACUCUGAUAACAGUGACGACUUCCAGGUCGUUGAUCUAGACAGUGAGUUUGAGAGCAUUAAAGCAAAUUUUCCAGUCAUGGUCAAUGUACCUCUAGUCAGAGAGACUGCACCUAAAGCAGUUGAGAGACGCCAGUAUCUCGUUAGUGUCGAUAUACCAGCGUCUCUCAGCUUACGACAGAUUUCUGCGCAAUCUCUAAGCUGUAAUAGUGGAGAUACUAAGGCUCUCACCACUCCGGAUAUAGAAGGUGUGGCCGACAAAGGCUGUCACGCAGAUGGUACUACCACAAAUGUCGAUAUAGGUACCGACGACGAGCUUCCGGAGCUCGACGUUAUACUUACUCCUUCCCGUUCUAGCUCGGAAAUGAUCGAGAUGAGCAUCGAAACGCCUACAGUAAGGGUUUCCGACGAAGCCGUGACACACCGAUGGACUGGAAGUCGAAACGGCGGGUCCAGUAGACGGCGAACGUAUGUGGCAGACAGCCAGGAUGACGAGGAAGAAGACGGAUCACCUCUAAAGAGAGCACGUUUUUGUCGGGCAAAUAAAGAACUUCGAGCUUCAAAUGUGUUCGAAACACUAUCGAGACGAAUUCGAUACACUCCGAGGACGGGACCCCGAAGUCUUUCUGGCGCAAUCGAGCUGACUACACCAACUCGAAGCGAGGAGCGAGUAGGGACGAUAAUUAGCAAUGCUGGCUCAAAUCCACAAACACCUAUUGUGCUUGAUGAUGACUGA
Lithohypha guttulata is the source of this 3696-nucleotide messenger RNA. RefSeq lists its product as uncharacterized. Gene Ontology annotation, cellular component: nucleus. Gene Ontology annotation, biological process: negative regulation of gene expression via chromosomal CpG island methylation. Gene Ontology annotation, molecular function: DNA (cytosine-5-)-methyltransferase activity; DNA binding. The coding region runs from base 1 to 3696 and encodes 1231 amino acids. The transcript has a single exon. Lineage: Eukaryota; Fungi; Ascomycota; Eurotiomycetes; Chaetothyriales; Trichomeriaceae. The record is from RefSeq and is a predicted model, not a curated record.